GUCAUAAGAUUUCUUCGAGGAACCAGUCAAAGCAUCACUCAGGUAGUAAAGGGGCAGAUCCGAGGAGCAGAUACGAGCGACUGUUGGGCUGCUCAGCGCGCACCCCUCUCCAUCGACUCCUCGCUCCCCUAACCUCGACUCUUCCUGGAAAUCAUGGUGGCUAAAAGCAGAAAACAGACCGGGAAGAGUCCGGCGACCCAGACUGACCGCGACAGGAGCCCGCUUGUUUCGCCCCCUUGCAAAAGUAACGUUAGGCGACCAGGCAGGGAGGGCAAAGCUUUUAACAGCCAGCAUCCCAACGGGCUUUCAGGCAUCAGACACAAGCUCGGGCUAACUCCCUCCGCAGCCCUGAAGCUGGGAACCACUCUUCUCCUCGCUGCUCUGGCUGGAUAUCUGCACUGGUAUCAUCUCUCCCAACUCUUUGAGAAUGACAGGCACUUUUCACACCUGUCUAACCUGGAGAAGGAAAUGGCUUUUCGAACAGAAAUGGGUCUGUACUAUUCCUACUACAAAACCAUUAUUGAGGCGCCUUCUUUCCUCAACGGCCUCCACAUGGUCAUGAACGACAAUCUGACCGAGUAUCCCCUGGUUAUCAACACACUGAAGAGAUUCAAUCUCUAUCCAGAGGUGGUCCUGGCCAGCUGGUACCGGAUGUACACAGGUGUAAUGGGUUACUUUGGGAUUCCCACAAAGAUGUGCUGGUCCAUCAACAGAGGGGAGGGACUCACUCCUGUGGACAGCUGUGAAGGGAUGGGUGAUCCAGCAUAUUUCUACGUGGCCUGUGUGUUCCUGCUGAACGGCUUGAUGAUGAGCCUGUUCUGCGGUUACGGUGCUUACCUCAGUGGCAGUCGACUGGGCGGUAUUGUUACCACACUGUGUUUUUUCUUCAAUCAUGGUGAGAGCACUCGAGUGAUGUGGACGCCGCCCCUCAGGGAGAGCUUUGCCUACCCCUUCCUGGUCCUACAGAUGCUUCUUCUCACUUACAUCCUACGGACCCGGAGCCCGAGCAGGACAGCCAUGGUCGCCCUGGGCAUCUCCAAUUUGUGCUUUAUGCUGCCUUGGCAGUUUGCCCAGUUUGUGCUGCUCACUCAGGUGGCGUCUCUGUUUGCAUCGUACAUCCUGGGUUACCUCGCCGCCACCAAAAUGCAGUCCAUCCUAGUCACUCAUAUGAUCACACUCGGCGUCUGCUUUAUCCUGAUGUUUGGUAACUCCAUGCUCCUCACGUCCUUCUACGCCUCCUCGCUUGUCUCCAUCUGGGUGAUCAUCGCAUUGAGGGAUCGAUUUGCUCAAAUAUUCAAACCUGGUAUCGUCAUCUGGGUACGAAGAGGUCUGGCUUGGGUCGGCUCCACAGUUUUGCUGAAAUUCCUGCUGUCCACAGUCCCUCGGUCCUCUGAUGAUGCACACAUCAGCGGACUAAUCAAAUCCAAGUUCACGAGCUACAACGACUUCCACACUCUGAUGUACACAUGUGCUGCCGAGUUUGACUUCAUGGAGUUAGAGACCCCUCUGCGAUACCUCAAAACGUUGCUGCUGCCCAUCAACGUGCUGGUGGUCGCUCUCAUUGCGGCAGGGUAAACUGUCCAGGAUAUAGUCCGGACCCUGCGGCAUGGAGGGAACGCAUCUGUAAAGACCGAGGAUGUCGAUGAAGCUACAGGGUCUGAAAUAGCAGCAAAAGGAGAGCUUGUGUAUCACAGCCUGCAGCUGGUAGCGUUUGCUGUCCUGGCCAUCCUCAUCAUGCGGCUGAAGCUCUUCCUGACACCCCACAUGUGCAUCAUGGCUUCGCUUAUCUGCUCCAGACAGUUGUUUAGCUGGAUCGGGGAGAAGUUUAAGCACCAGGUUACUGUUGUUGUCAUAAUGGCCAUCAUGGCAGUACAAGGAGUGGCCAACCUGCAGGCCCAGUGGGCGAUCAUUGGAGAGUUCAGCAACCUGCCACAGGAGGAGCUGCUGGACUGGAUCCAGGACAACACCCGUCCAAAUGCUGUGUUUGCUGGUGCCAUGCCCACCAUGGCCAGCGUGAAGCUUUCCACAGGUCGGCCCAUCGUCAACCACCCACACUACGAAGACGCUGGUCUGAGGGACAGAACCAAGCUGGUCUACUCCAUGUACAGCCGAAUGUCUGGAGAAACUGUAAAGAAGAACCUGAUGAAGCUGGGCGUGGAUUUCUUCGUCCUUGAGGAUUCUUGGUGCACAAGGCGAACCAGGCCUGGAUGCAGCAUGCCAGAGAUUUGGGACAUUGAGGAUCCCCAAGAUGUUGGUAAAAUUCCCCUCUGCACUCACAUGUCCAGGAACUCACGACCCCACUUCACUACAGUCUUUUCCAAUGACAUUUACAAAGUCCUAAAAGUCCCCAAAGUCACCAAAGACCUCAGAUAACAUCGCUGGAUGGACUUGGCUCAGCACCAAACUUGUUUCCACCAUUUCUUUUCCUUUAUAUUUUUGGUCACUCACUGUUGUUGCUGCUUUUUACUUCCUAAAACUCAAACCCUUGUAGUUCCACUUUUUAAAUUAUUGUUGUUCUGAUUCGCUGAGCGACGGACUAAAAACAAGUUCGACAUGCCAAAACAGUAUGCCAUGAGUUUAACCACUCUUGGUGGCCUCACAGUUCUCAGUAUUUGUAACUUAAAGUCUCUUGCCAACAUUUUUAUUGCUGCAUCUUUGUCAACCAGCAGCGUUCUCAUUUUGCUCUUGGUGGUGCCCUAGUAAAAGUCCAAAGGUGUUGUAGCUCUUGUUUUAGCUUGUUACAGCGGUUGUGUUAAUGAGUUUCCUUAUUUUAAGGGAAGCUGUUUUUACAUCUGUUUUUUUUGUUUUUUUUUACUGCUUACAAUGAUUUUCUUUGACUUUCACUUCAGAAGUAAACUUUAUUUGGAAGGACCAAUCAGUGAUGUCCACAUACUGUGAAGCAAUACCUUUGCAAACUCUAUUGUUAUGCACAGUGUUGAUCUCUGAAGAGAUUUCUUUCAGUAGUACACUAUUUGUAUAAUUUAUUUGUGUGAGCAUUUUUAUGCAACUUCAAGCUGUUGCGCUGUUUUCUUUGAAGAUCAUGGUGUUUUAGGAGUCUUGGCAAUCGCAGGGGAAAACUGUUCAUGUUUGGAAGCUUUUCAAAAUCUUUUUAAAACAUGUCGUUCAGCAUCUGUGUCUAGUCUGAAUUCACUCGAAGACUUUAGCAGAAAUUUAACGUAGUAGAAGAGCUUUUGUUCUUAGUUGAGUUUAGUUAUAAUUAGUUUAAAAUAUAGUUUUUAAUGGCCAAACUUUGUAAACAAAAACAGUAGAUUACUCAAAACUGCCCUGUUACAACUUUUUUGUAAAUACCCAAACUGUUGUUUUGUAAAAUGCUCAUGUACAGCCUUUGAAAGGUUCCUCGUGCUUUUUGGAUCAUUGUUUAUUGCCAAAGGAAGUCUUGUUAUUAAUAUUCAGGGUACUGUAGCACAUGAAAGAUGUAGUUUUAGUGAUUAAGAACCAUCAACUUGUGAGUUCUGUGACAGCCAAUCUGAACUACUCGUAGCAGUGAAGUUUAUGUAAGUGGUAGCAGUUGUGGGUUCCUUCGUCGGUCCACAAUAAACAUUUUAUGAAAUGCACUCAUUCAGUUCGCUCUGAGAGUCAGAUGAGAAGGUUGAUUCCACUCUCAUUUCUGUACAGUGCAGUAAGUAUGUAGCUACAGUCUGGAUAUGAUUAGCUUACCUUAGCACAGAAAAAGACAAAAGAGGGAUGCCUCACUAAUUCAAGGUAAAUUUGUGGUUUUUGCGUGCACGUGGCAUUCAAGUGUCAGAAGAGUCACCUGGGAUGCAUGUCGUUCUGUUUAAACAGUGUUCCACAAGCUUGGUCCUGUUUUGGUUAAACUCCUGCACACACUAUUUUCACUUUUGACGUUUUCAUGUCGUCCAGUCAAACCUAUCAAACAAAGCUGCUCUUCUUCUUGCUGUCAGAAGUCUGACCGAUAUGUGUAUAGGAGCUGAUCUGCUGUUGAUGUGAGUCCACCGCUGUCCCUGAACUGUUAACUCCAGACAAGUCACUUCAUGUGUUUACUUUAGUAUUUUUAUUGUUGGGCUAAUUGCAGCUGUGCUUUGAGUCUUUUGUUGCCUUCAAAUGGAACUUGUGAUUGCACAUGGGAAGUACACAAUGUUUUGGAUUUUAUUUACGUUUUUCUCAGAUAUUCUGAAAUUGAAUGAAAUAACUUAAGUCACAACUCAUAAGCUCUGAGCUUUCAGAAAAAUUCUUAUUUUGAGGUUGUGACAAGAGCACAGUUUGUGCUAAGCUAUGCCAGCUGCCCAGCAAUUGUGACUUCACAUAUGGAUGAUCGAUCUUGUCAUCUUAGAAAACAACUACGCAUGGUUCCAAAAAUCACAGACUAUUCCUCUAAGUGCAGUUUUGUAAGUGUGUUGUUUGUACUGCACAGUUCAAAUGAGAUCAUUGAAGAAAAAUCUAUUGAGGAACAGAUAUGUUUGUCACAUCAGUCACUUGUACUGUCAGAAAGUGUCUUUUACACCCACUGUGGGUUCAAAUAGCAGUGGCACCACAGCGGCAUAUUGUGUUGUUGCUUUGUCUCCGUAUAAUCAAGCUGACUGGAUAUUUUAAGCUUUUAAGUUAAAUCAUGUGCAUACUUUUUUUUCACCUGCCUUGCUUUGCUUCUAAAGCUUGGAACUACUUUUUCAGAAUGAGGGCUGCUUUAAAAAAAAAAAAAAGCAAAACGAAUCAGCACACAUUAGGUUUGUGGUACAGUACCUGUAACAGUUGUUUGUCUUUGCAAGAAAUAGUUUGACAUUUUGGGAAAUGCACCUUAUUACUCUCACUGAGAGUUAGAUAAGAAAAACUGCUACAUGCCUGUACUUUAAAUAUAAAAAUUAGAUUAGCCUAAAAACUGGCUCUGUCAGGCUACUUCAAAAAUACACCUGCAGGCACCUCUAAAAGUGUGAAGUGGUGGUUUUUAUGGGAAAUUAUGUGCUGGACUAUUUCUGGCUGAGAACAGUCAUCAUGUGAUCACAAGUCCAUGUGCCUGCAAAACUACAAUUUUAGAUUGUAGAGUCAGGCUGGCUGUUUCCCUUUGUAUUUCAGUAUUAAUGCUAAGCUAAUCUUUUAUCUUACUGGCUAUAGCUGUUUGUAUUUAACAGACAGACAUGAGUGGCUUGGAUCUUCUGAAAAUGUCAAACUACCGACACGUGCGUGGCAACAGGAGCGACUCUUCCACCAGAUGUUUGGCAGUUCAGAGUUUUCUGUUGCAUGUUUCCUCUUCCAACAUGUUCCUCAUAUUCAUUUGUAACAACUUAUCAAACAUUUUGUGAAAGAACUUCUCUUGGGUUUAAGGUAUUUUUUCCAUAGUUACCCAUAGAACUAAUUGAAUCCUCACACUUUGGGGUAAAUUACUUCAUUAAAUGGGCUUGUAGAUGAGAUUAAGGAACUAAUUAGAUUAGUGAGGUGAAAAAGGUGCGUUCAUAAUUCCAAAAGAUCUUCUGUGCUGAGAUAAAGUGUGCAAGAGCGAGCGGUUGAACAAGUCAUGCAGUCCAGCUGAUUUCAGAGCUGUUCUUCUCGGUUGUGGCUCAGUUUGCAAGUGAUCUUGUAGGUGCCCGUUUUUAAGGAGUGGUGCUGUUGUUAGACCUCCACAAACACUUUGACAUAUACAGUUUAUUCCUGUUGCGGGCCUUGGUGUGUUCCAGAUGUCUUUUAUAAUAUUUGUCUAUUUUGUCUGUAUUUAAAAAAAAUAAAGUAUUUGCCAUGA
This is a messenger RNA of Acanthochromis polyacanthus (spiny chromis), 5710 nucleotides long. It is a transcript of the gene dpy19l1l, whose product is annotated as dpy-19-like 1, like (H. sapiens). Gene Ontology annotation, cellular component: nuclear inner membrane. Gene Ontology annotation, molecular function: mannosyltransferase activity. The record is from RefSeq and is a predicted model, not a curated record. NCBI's taxonomy places the organism in Eukaryota, Metazoa, Chordata, Actinopteri, Pomacentridae.